GCGCCUCAACGGCUAGAAGGAUUUGAGAGCGUUGUGUUAAGUUGUGCUAAUAAUCUCCAUCCAUAAAUAAACAAAAUUUUAUUGUUUGCGCCAAGCGAUUGAAAGUUAUAGUCAUUUCAAAUAAUUUACGAGAGUUGUAUUUAUAAAAUAAAUGAAAAUAAUAAAAUUAUUUAUACUAUAAUAAUAAGUUAAGUUACUCUAUAAAUAUUUAAUGAUAAACAUGUAAAUAGUGUUUGAAUGUACAUAGCCGUUAUAACAGACCCGACUCUCAAUUUAAAUUUUUAUUGAAGAUAGUUAUCAAUUGACUGUGUAUUGAGUGUAUUACAAUAAAAAAUUGUCAAAGUUAAUUUAUUAAAUUAAAAUGGAAGAUUUUAAUGAUGCUGUCGACGGUAAACUUGCAUCUCGGAUGCGACAGGCUAAUCCAGAACAAUUUUAUACUCUUGUUAAAAUGCACUUGUCAUUUGAAUUAGAUAUUAAUACAGAAGAUAAUGAUCCAGUAACAGAAAAAGCUAAAUUAAAAAAGUGGGGAUUGUUGAAUUUUUCAAAAAAACCCAAAUCAAUGAUGAUGAAUUUACAUAAUCAAAAGCAUGGUGUUAGUCCGGAAGGUUCAGCGUUAACGACGGAAGGAAUUAAUCAAGUCAAGCUACUGAUAGCAUAUUUGUCCAAAGAACAAUGUAUUAGUCAAGAAGGAAUAUUUCGAAGAACAGGAAAAUUAAAACGUCAACAAGACUUGAAGUUACUUUUAUACCAAGGUCAAUCGCUGAAUCUUGAAGACGGUACCUAUAAUGUUCACGAUUGUGCUUCUGUAUUGAAGAGUUUCUUGGCAGAAUUAUCUGAGCCAUUAUUAACAGAAUUAUAUUAUCCCAUUCAUUGUCAAAUAGCCGAACUGUGUAACUCGGACUCAAUGGCUAUGGACUCAAGACUUUUGACUUCAAUUCAAUUGCUGUUAUUAUUAUUGCCAUCAAAUAACCGAAUUUUAUUGAAACAUCUGCUCAAUCUUCUUAAUAAAACCGCUACUUAUGAAAGUAGUAAUAAAAUGAAUUGUGAUACAUUAGCGACGCUCUUUACUCCGCACUUGAUGUGUCCUAGAAAAUUAACACCUGAAGCAUUACAUGUCAACUCACAGCAUUUAUCCUGUUUAGUAGCAUUUAUGAUUAAGAAAGGUGAAGAAUUAUUUGAGAUACCGGUGAAAUUGGCUACUGAUAUACGAGCAUAUUGGGUUGAUCAAGAAAGAAAAUUAUUGAGCCCUAACAACAAAGAUUUGAAUGAAUCAAUGUCAGAUACGACAAGCACUGCGCAUACAGUAUUCAGUUUUGUAGAUCAUAAAUUAACUGCUAAAGCUAAUUCAACAGAAGAUACACAAGCAGCAUUAGCACAAUUAUAUGCUCAUAUACAGGCAAUGCCGGAAUCAGCUAAAAAACGUCGACUAGUGAAACAAUUCAAUAAAGAAAAUGGUCAAGGUACACCUCGUCAUAUAAAACAUCAACUACGCACUAAAAGUCUUGGAGAUUCCAUAAAAAAACAUAUUUUCCAAAAGAAAAUAUUGGGCAAUAAAAAAUUAAUAGACAUUAAUAUUGGAUGUAAUAUUAGCAGAUGCAGUAGUGAAGAAAAUUUACACUUCGACAAAUAUAAUAAAAAAUCAAUGCUAUCGUCGCAAAAAUCAUUAAGUAAAUCAGAAGACGAACUUAGUACUGAUAGUUUUAUAUCACUGGACAUUGAUAAUAAUCUCAAUCAUUCCAAGUGUAAAAGUGAUAGAGCUGACUGUUUGAGUACGCCUAGUAUCGGACGUAAAAUCAAAAAGAAAUUGGUUGUACUAGAUCUAGAUACCGAAAAUCAUAGUAUAUGUAAAGAGUCGCCUGUCACUGAUCAAGAAGGUUUAUUGGAUAUAAUGAAGUCUUCCGAAAAUGUUUGUAUAACAUCUGAUAAAUCGAUUGGAGAAGUUAGUGAAAUAAAAUCAAAGGAACAACCUUUGCUAGAUAUUACAAAUAAUGUCCGCCGUCACAGUAGUGAGCCAUCAGAUGUCUAUUCCUCGAAAGAAUUGGUUGAUAAAAGUCCUACUGCGUCAAUAUCCAGUAAAUCUGAUUCAAUUUUACCGCCUAGAAGUUCACCAGACAAUGAAAUUUUAACAAUUCCAGGUUGUUCGGAAAUUUCGAAACCGGUCAGUAGUUGUAGUAAAAAAAGUAGUACAAAAGGAAACAGUUCAUCGCCAAAAUUAAAAACUAAACUUUGGCUGGCACAUAGCGCUGCUUACACGUCAACUCCAUCGGAUUUAUUACGGCGUAAUUUACCUAGUGAUUAUGGAUUAACUCCUAUUACUAGUAAUGAUAAGAGCAUGAGUCCUAUUACUCAAAGCGCUACUAAAAUGACUAAAGCUAUGCAGGAGACAAUGAUGACUCCAAGAUCUAGAAAACCAGUGAUGAUAUUGUCCGCGACUAAUCUUUGCAAUCUAUCGAGCGUGAACAAAGCCGACGGCCAAUCAGAGCCCGCUAAUCAAUUAAAAGUUGUCAAUAUUGAUAUCGACGGUGACGGUACCGAUGAUUCAAUAAGUGAAGAGUCGCCUAUGUCAAAAAUAGAUAGUGUUGACGUUAGAAAAAUAUCCUCCGAGGUAAAUUCAGAAAACUAUCCAGAUCAUCGGCGCCAAACUAAUCCAGAACUAAAUGCUACUAAUCUAAAUGAUGAUUGUAUUAAUACACAACCAAGUUGCAUGUCAAUAACGAGUACUUUCAGAGAGUACUUAUUAUCUCGCAGUGUUUUAACAGCUAGUCCGGUGGAUUUAAGUUUUACAUCACGAACAGAUGAUUAUGAACAAUCAGAAUCAGAUUUUAAUGGGCUAGAUGAAAAUGGUUUGUCUGACAGUUUAUUGCAUUGUCUAGAUGGUAAUAUUCCAAGUUCUGAUACAUCUGGGGUAGUUUCUGGUAGCACUAAUGACAGUUUUAGUAAUUCUACGGAAAAAAUGCAAGAUGGUAAUCUUUCACCACGUAAACGUAGCACGAGCUUACAACGAAAUGAUUCGAAACGGUCAGUUAAAAGUUGUCAACAUUUAAACGAUUCUCAAGAAUGCGAUGAUAAUGUAAUUAUAAAUCCUGCUAAUGAAAUAACUAUAAACUCAAUUGAUUUGAAAGAUACUUUUCAAGAAACUUCGUUUUAAAGUUAUAUUAUUAUUAUUAUUAGAUUUUCUAUACUUAAGUCUGUAAGUAAAGGCAAUCAAUUAUUGACAAAUAAAUAUUUUUUAUUACCUUAA
Cotesia glomerata is the source of this 3241-nucleotide messenger RNA. RefSeq lists its product as uncharacterized. NCBI's taxonomy places the organism in Eukaryota, Metazoa, Arthropoda, Insecta, Hymenoptera, Braconidae. The record is from RefSeq and is a predicted model, not a curated record. Gene Ontology annotation, biological process: signal transduction; regulation of small GTPase mediated signal transduction. The transcript is spliced from 7 exons. Gene Ontology annotation, molecular function: GTPase activator activity. Gene Ontology annotation, cellular component: cytoplasm. Bases 362 to 3148 code for a protein of 928 amino acids.